Messenger RNA from Mugil cephalus (flathead mullet), 4746 nucleotides. RefSeq names its product nardilysin a (N-arginine dibasic convertase) (gene nrd1a). The transcript is spliced from 32 exons. Gene Ontology annotation, molecular function: metalloendopeptidase activity; metal ion binding. The record is from RefSeq and is a predicted model, not a curated record. Bases 172 to 3459 code for a protein of 1095 amino acids. Gene Ontology annotation, biological process: proteolysis. NCBI's taxonomy places the organism in Eukaryota, Metazoa, Chordata, Actinopteri, Mugiliformes, Mugilidae.
GGAAGGUAUGGAUACAUUGUUGUUUUGCCGGCUUCAUGAAGUAAACUAAAAGCUUCGGUUUGGCUUUUUCUUCAUUUGUACCACUAACUUAACUGAAACGCUAAACUCUUAGCAUUAAGCUGCUAGCCUGUAGCGGCCCGCAGUGCGGAAGUCUCAUCAUCUCUCACGAGGAUGCCACAAACAAACAAGUCAAGAAACGCCGCGGCGUGCGACACCAAGGGCUCAGUCCAGGCGGGAGAGGACACGGAGCCGGCGUCCAGGGAGGAGAGCCGGGCUGCGGGGGACGCAGGAGGAGGAGGAGGAGACGGAGGAGAGGACAAUGUUGGAGACAGCCAGAUCAUCAAGUCACCGAGUGACCCUAAACAGUACAGGUACAUCGUGUUAGACAACGGGCUGCGAGCUCUUCUCAUCUCGGACUACAGUGGAGCGGCAGCGUCAGAGGAGGAAGACUCGGAGGAAGAAGAGGAAGGCGAAGAAGAAGAGGAAGAGGAGGAGGAGGAGGAUGAAUCUGGAGACGAAAUGGAGGAAGAGUCCGAGGAAGACGACGAGGGCAGUGAGGAAGAAGAGGGCGAGACGGGGAAGAAGAAGAAAGGAAAUGCAGAGAAACAGUCUGCAGCAGCGCUGUGCGUUGGCGUGGGCAGCUUCAGUGACCCCAGCGACCUCCCCGGCCUCGCACACUUUCUGGAACACAUGGUGUUCAUGGGGAGUGAGAAGUACCCCUCAGAAAACGGCUUUGAUGCCUUCCUCAAGAAGCACGGCGGGAGCGACAACGCCUCAACCGACUGUGAGAGGACCAUCUUCCAGUUUGACGUCCAGAGGAAAAGCUUCAAAGAGGCUCUUGACAGGUGGGCUCAAUUCUUCAUCUGCCCCCUGAUGAUCCGAGACGCCAUCGAUAGGGAGGUGGAGGCCGUUGACAGCGAGUACCAGCUGGCUAAGCCAUCUGACUCCCACAGGAAGGAGAUGCUGUUUGGGAGUCUGGCCAAACCUGGACACCCUAUGGGCAAAUUCUGCUGGGGCAACGCGCAGACACUGAAGCAGGAGCCAAAGAAGAAGAAGAUCAAUGUCUAUAAGCGGCUGCGUGCCUUCUGGAAGAAACACUACUCAGCCCACUACAUGACUCUGGCUGUGCAGUCAAAAGAGAAGCUGGACACUCUGGAGGAGUGGGUGAGAGAGAUCUUCAGCAAGGUGCCUAACAAUGGUCUGCCGCAACCAGAUUUCUCUGACAAGCUGGAUCCCUUUGACACACCCUCCUUCAGCAAGCUCUACAGAGUCGUUCCCGUGAGGAAGGUUCAUGCCUUGAAUAUCACCUGGGCUCUUCCCCCUCAGGAGAAACACUACAGAGUGAAGCCUCUCCACUACAUCUCUUGGCUGAUUGGCCACGAAGGCACAGGAAGCAUCCUCUCGGUACUUAGGAAGAAGUGCUGGGCCCUGGCUCUGUUUGGAGGAAACAGCGAAACUGGCUUUGACCAAAACACCACCUAUUCCAUCUUCUCCAUCUCCAUCACACUCACUGACGAGGGUUUCCAAAACUUCUACCAGGUGACUCAACUUGUGUUCCAGUACCUGAAGAUGUUGCAGACACUCGGACCACAGCAAAGAAUAUAUGAAGAGAUUCAGAGGAUUGAAGCGAAUGAGUUUCACUAUCAGGAGCAGAUCGACCCUAUAGAAUAUGUAGAGGACGUGUGCGAAAACAUGCAGCUGUUCCCUAAAGAAGACUUCCUGACAGGAGAUCAGCUGAUGUUCGAGUACAAUCCAGAAGUGAUCAGUGCAGCUCUGUCUCUCCUCACGCCCGAGAAAGCCAACUUGAUGCUGUUGUCACCAGAACACGAGGGCCGGUGUCCCCUGAGGGAGAAGUGGUUUGGCACACAAUACAGCAUGGAAGACAUCGAGCCGGAGUGGAUGGAGCGGUGGACGGGGAACCUGGAGCUGAACGGCGAGCUCCACCUUCCUGCAGAGAACAAGUUCAUUGCCACUGACUUCACCCUGAAGCCGUCUGACUGUCCGGACGCGGAGCUCCCAGUCCGGAUAGCCGACAGCGACAGGGGCUGCCUGUGGUACAAGAAGGACAACAAAUUCAAAAUCCCAAAAGCCUACGUCAGAUUCCACAUAAUCUCUCCAGUAAUCCAACAAUCUGCUAAGAAUAUCGUCUUGUUCGACCUGCUGGUCAACAUCUUGGGCCACAACCUGGCAGAGCCGGCCUACGAAGCUGAAGUGGCCCAGCUGGAGUAUAAGCUGGUGGCCGGUGAGCACGGCCUGGUCAUCAAGGUCAAAGGGUUCAACCACAAACUGCCUUUGCUGUUCAACCUGAUCGUCGACCACCUGGCCGACUUCCAAACAUCCUCGGACGUCUUCACCAUGUUUGCGGAGCAGCUCAAAAAAACCUACUUCAACAUCCUCAUUAAACCCGAGAAGCUCGGCAAGGAUGUGCGUUUGUUGAUCUUGGAGCACUCUCGCUGGUCCAUGGUGGAGAAGUACCAGGCUCUGACAGCCGGCAUCACCAUGGAGGAGCUGAUGGAUUUCAGCCGGAGUUUCAGGGCCGAGCUGUACGCCGAGGGACUGGUGCAGGGGAACUUCAGCAGCGCGGACUCGGUGCAGUUCCUGCAGUAUGUCACAGAUAAGUUGCAGUUCUCCAAGCUGCCAGCAGAGGUGCCAGUUAUGUUCAGAGUGGUAGAGCUUCCUCUGAAGCACCACAUCUGUAAAGUCAAAUCACUGAAUAAAGGAGACGCCAACUCUGAGGUCACUGUUUACUAUCAGUCGGGUCCUAAAGCUUUAAGGGAGCACACGCUGAUGGAGCUGUUGGUGAUGCAUAUGGAGGAACCCUGCUUUGACUUCCUCAGGACCAAAGAGACUCUGGGAUACCACGUCUACCCCACCUGCCGAAACACCUCGGGCGUUCUGGGCUUCUCCGUCACCGUGGAAACACAGGCCACCAAGUUCAACACCGAGCUGGUGGAGUCAAAGAUUGAGGAGUUCUUGGUUUCAUUCGGGGAGAAGCUCGGCGCGCUCACUGAGGAGGCCUUUAAAACUCAGGUCACUGCUUUGGUGAAGCUGAAGGAGUGUGAGGACACACACCUCGGGGAAGAGGUGGACAGGAACUGGGCCGAGGUGGUAACACAGCAGUACGUGUUCGAUAGGCUCAACAGAGAGAUUGAGGCUCUGAAGCAGAUGACCAGAGCCGAGCUCGUCUUCUGGUUCCAGGAUCAUCGCCAACAAAGCAGCCGCAAGCUCAGCGUGCAUGUGGUGGGAUUUGGUGCUGAGGAGAAUGAUGAGGAAGGCGGUGGUAAAAAACAAGAAGGAGAAGAAGGCAAAGAGGAUAUAAGCGGUUCCACCUAUGGUGAAGUGUCUAAGCUCACUUUCCUUCCCGCCUCACCCAAGAUGGCGGACGCCAUCGCCAUCAUGGAUAUCCCUGCUUUCAUUCAAGACCUGCCCCUCUUCCCCUACCACAAGAUACUCGAAUAAACUCGUUCUCAGACGGUGACACAGACAGAUGGCUGAGCUUUGCCUCUUACCGAGCCACGUUCAGGGACUGUGCCUCAUUAGAGAUGCAGGCACUUAAUAUGUGAAGGAAGGUUGAAAACAGCUUUGGCUCCUCUCUGGACCUGGACUCUUCCUCUGGAGAACAGCUGUAGGUUUUAGCCACACUGUGUGCAUAAGCAAGAAGCCUGGGCGUGAUGAUAGAGUUUUCUUUUAGCUAGCUGAUAAUCUAUUCCGCUUUCUCACACUCAAUUAUUUUACAUGCUCAGACCCUGGGAGAGUGGUAGCGCUCUGUCUUUCUCUCCGCCGCAUAUUGACCGAAAAAUCUCUGAAUCAAACUCUCAUUUAUUUGGUACUCUGAGCUCGGCUGAUAUGACAAGACUGAACCCCGGGUCUUUUCCACUGUUUUGCGUCGGAGCCCAGACUAAUUUUAAUGCCAUUUACAGAAACAAAUUAACUGUGAAACCCUUUUACCGCCAGUUGUGUGGAUUUGAGAGACUGUGUUGGAUUUUCAAGUGCUGGUGUGUGCUACUGUUUUUUUUUUUUUGUUUGUUGUUUUUUUUUUUAGUUAGUUUGUUUUAGGGCAGCCUGGAUCAUGCUAUGAUGUGACACUUUGCAAAGGAAUAAAUCAAUGAGUGAUGCAAAGCAGCAAUUUAAGUCAUCUUCACAGUAAAGGUACACUGAGAGAAAUCGAAAGUUCAGAUUAUUUUGAUUUAUUUUUACAGCGUUUUCUCUAUCAGCUCAUUCUAAACAUGGAGGUUAUGUACUGUACUGACAUUUUGUGUAUUUUCUUGCGUGCGAAUGCUAACAUUGCUCACAGACCAGUAAUUUUCUUGGCGUACAGUCACAUUAAACAACACGCGCAACGCGGACAAACUGAGCGCUGUGUGGCAAACAGGAAGGUCAUUUAAAAGUCAGAAUUGUUUGCAUGCCGGUGACUCAUUAUGUUUGUGGUGAUUUAAACAGCUAUAAAUUAUGUGAAAAUGAUACAUUACUCACAGGCUCUCUGGCUUAUCCCUGAAGAAAAGGUUGUUGCAGGGGAUACUGUGUUGGGCUUCUGGUUGGUGACACUUUGUGCUAUUGAAUGUAAUUAAAAGCUAAUCUGGAGCCCAGCCCAGCAGAGCGUGCUAACAGAAUUGACUAAUACGCCCACAGGGACAUCUAGUACUGUAGCAAAGUCUUCACCUGCGGUAGCCUCACGUGUAAUUACAACUGUGUUACCUGGACAAUGGAUGGCAAGAAAGCUUGUUCAAAUAAAAAUGAUAAGCUUCA